AUGGACGCCAAACGCCUCGCCGUCGUCGUCCUCGCCACCGCUCUCGUGGUGCUAGGCAGCAGCAAGCACUACACGGCCGACGCCGAGAACCGGCACGUGUUCCUGGACUGGGAGGUGUCCUACGCCGUGCGGUCGCCGCUGGGCGUGGCCAGGAGGGUGAUCACCAUCGACGGCCGGCUCCCCGGGCCGCUGCUGAACCUCACAACCAACGAUGUUGCCCACAUCAACGUCGUCAACACCCUCGACGAGCCGUUCCUCCUUACAUGGUGCUUUUUGUCACCCAGACCUGCAAUGCAAGUUUAUGUUGAUUAAUUAAUUUACCUCCUGCAGGCACUGAUCGGUGAUGAGAUCCUCUGUGUG
Panicum virgatum (switchgrass) is the source of this 360-nucleotide messenger RNA. Its product is annotated as L-ascorbate oxidase homolog. The coding region runs from base 1 to 312 and encodes 103 amino acids. The transcript has a single exon. The record is from RefSeq and is a predicted model, not a curated record. NCBI's taxonomy places the organism in Eukaryota, Viridiplantae, Streptophyta, Magnoliopsida, Poales, Poaceae. Gene Ontology annotation, molecular function: copper ion binding.